AUGCGCUCGUGCUACCCCGAGUUCGUCGUCAAGAAAAAGCAUAUAGGCGCUGGCCUCGUUGAGGGAGAUGUCGGAACCACUGCACCCGACUAUCCCGACCUUGAAGAUGAGUCGGAUUUGGCCGCUGAGGUGGAAGCUUUUCUGGCGGAACACAACGUCAGUGCUGGCUCCAAUGAGGGUGACCUCGAUGAGGAGGACUUUGUGGCUAUGGCGGCUUUGUGCAAAGAGUUCUUGUCUCCACUCUCCCUGCUCCGACAACGACAAGCAGCACGUAUGCCUCAGGCAGGCAUGUCCGUUCCGGAGGAGAUUGCCGAGACCAACCAUUUUCGUUUUGGCAAUGGUGAAAAGGAGACCACGACCUCAGCCGUGAUCGACUUUGGCAACAGCCGAUUGACCCUAUUCAAUGAACAGGUGAGUGUGCCCCUGAAGGUGAAUGAAGCCGGACAAUAUGCCGUGAAUGUUAUUGGAGAACGCCAGGCCUCCGACAAGGCUCUUGCAUUGGCACGUCAGCUCAGUUGCCACUAUCCCUCCACACAUCCAGUGUUGACCAAGUCUCCCAUUGUUGCUGACACCGAACUUCCAGCGCCAGCUGACCAUCAGCCACCGACACCAGUCCAGACCUCCAACCUGGAGGCAGCUCCUCCGACCAACGAGCCGACCGGUGACUCAGCCAUCGCUCCUGAACCCAUGGAGGUGGUGCCACCAGAUGGCCAUUCCAACAGUAUUCCAGAGAUUGAGUCAGGAAAUCCUCCAGGCAAUGCAGACAACGAACCAAGUUUUCCUCGAUUUUCUCUGGGUGGCUCCAGUUCCAGCAAAGGUGAAAGUCCAGCGCCUCAAGGAUAUGGGCCCAUCCGGCGUCGAGUACCAUCCAAAGCCGGUGGAGCAGCCUUGUACAGGCCUCCCGCUAUGCGAGAGGAAGAUUUUACUGAGAUGAUGCGAGAAGUUGAGAAGCGUCAGCUUUCCAACCUUCUUCAGAAGGCCCAGAAGGAAGGUAUGCCAGAUGAGUUGCUACCUCUCGCAUCGGCCACAGCUCAGGGUACCAGUCCUCGACAUUCCGAUGAUGGAUUUUCUUUGAUCGCCGGCUUGGGCUCUAUGUCAGACGCCUCCAAGCGCAGAGAUUUGGAUUUUCCUGAGAGCAAGAAUUCCAAGCGUCUGUAUAAGCAGACAGUUCCCUCAGCAGCCCCUUCUGGCUCUCCCAUUCAGUAUGAAGGCGACAUUCCGGGAUACGAGGGUGGAUACUAUGUAGCUCCAGGAGUGAAGCCUUCUCCUUUCCCUGCGGGUUGUCAGAUUCCAAGUGUUGAGGUGCCUCAAACUCCUCUACCAGAAGGAGUGCAGAGCCUCAGCCAAUGGGGACGCACCUUGAUGUCUUUCGGUCAGUACAAGGAUUCUGGCCUGUCGUAUUUUGAUGUGAUUUCCAGUACAGAAGAAAAGAAAGUGAAAUACGUUCGCUGGUGCAAGAGCCGAAGCUCUUCAGCCGGAGGCUUUCUGAAGGAUUUUUGUGAAUACAUCCAGCUGUAUGAAGUCAGCACCGGUGGCGUCCAAGGCCCAUGCAUUCCUGGGACGGAUCAUGUCCGCCACUUUAAAUCUUAA
Messenger RNA from Durusdinium trenchii, 1590 nucleotides. NCBI's taxonomy places the organism in Eukaryota, Dinophyceae, Suessiales, Symbiodiniaceae. The record is from the annotation of a GenBank genome assembly.